Molecule: messenger RNA, 1897 nt
Organism: Amborella trichopoda
Lineage: Eukaryota; Viridiplantae; Streptophyta; Magnoliopsida; Amborellales; Amborellaceae
Product: RNA-binding (RRM/RBD/RNP motifs) family protein
Biological process (GO): mRNA splicing, via spliceosome
Cellular component (GO): U12-type spliceosomal complex
Molecular function (GO): U12 snRNA binding; pre-mRNA intronic binding
Source: RefSeq, a predicted model, not a curated record
GGCCCGGGCCAUCCGCAUAUUGAACAAAAUGAUCAUAUUGCGGGGAUUCCCAGAAGCAAAAAAUUUACGGCAUGAAGCAAAUAUUAAACAGAUCUCUCUCUCUCUCUCCUCGAAAAUUUGAAAUUAGGGUCUGCACCUCUCUAACCUCUGAUACUACAUUCCAUGGCUUUUGCAUCAAUGAAACCCUCUGCGUCUCUAAACCCGACUCCCCAGCCUCAGCCUCUAGGUACCUUCAAUGGAGAAGAGAAGACCGCGACUCUUCUUGUUCGCCAUUUGCCGGAGGCCAUCCCUCAUGAAACCCUAUCUCGGCUUUUUUCUCAUUAUGGCGCGUCUUCUGUGCGCCCCUGCGCUGGAGGGAGGUUGAGGAAUGCUGCCUUCGUGGAUUUUAAGGAUGAUGUUUUGGCUUCUCAAGCACAGUCGCAACUCAACAGGUUGAGAUUUCUUGGGAAGGUUUUAUCUGUCGAGAGAGCAAGCACAUUGGCAAUAAAUAAGAAGCACAGAACUGAGGAAGUGUGUAAGCAGAAUGCAUCCUGUACACCUGAUUCAUUCAUAAAAGAGACUCAAUUAAGGGGCAGCCAGGCCAAGGGAGAAUCCAUUGCCAUUUCAGUAUCCAUUAGUGAGCCAAUUGCUCCAAGACUUGGUGUGGACUAUCCAUUUCCACCUCACCUUGAGUAUGCAUAUCCACCACCAGAUGGGAAUAUAUUGACAAACAUUGUGAAUGCUCUCAUUGCUGUUCCUCGUUUUUAUACUCAGGUCUUGCAUUUGAUGAACAAAAUGAAUCUUCCAGCUCCAUUUAGACCUGCAUUACGAACUCCUCCUUUGCCAUCUUCAAUCCCUGUUCCGCCACCACCACCCCCAUCUCCACCACCAGAUCCUGUUGGAGUCGAGAAGCCACACAGGGCAGAUAUUUCUAGUGAUGAAUCAGAGUUAGAGUCUUCAGAUGAAGGUGAUACGGAUGAGAAGAAUCAAACUGUUGGUUCUGCAAGGAAACGUGUGAAACGAGUGGCUAUUGUAGGUCCAGCAGUUGAUAAAGAUGUAUCCCAUGAAGCUGUAGGCGUAAAACCAAUUUCUGUGGUUCCAAAGGGAAUAACUGCCAUAAAAAAGAAGAAUUCUGUUUUGCAGAUCAAAAUUACUCCUAAAGUUGUACAAAAAGAAAAAAAUGAGGAUAUUGAUGGGGUGGAAGAAGCAACAGAGCAAGCUGAUGUGGCGUUAGAAGUUAAACCUUAUGCAACUCCCCAAGAAAUAAAGGCUGCGAAGUUGCCUCCUGAGGAAAUAUUAUCACUUCCAAUGUUUAAGAAUUAUGUAGCGGGAAACCCAAGUCCUGUGCUUUACAUCAAGAAUUUGGCAAAAGAUGUUGUUCGUGAUGACAUCUAUUUCAUUUUUGGAUCUCUUUUUGGGAGUGCUGAGGCUAUUAAAUCUGGUAUCGAUAUUAAGUUAAUGCAGGAGGGAAGAAUGAGGGGUCAAGCUUUUGUGACAUUUCCAUCAACAGAGCUUGCACAUCAUGGUCUGAAACUAGUAAAUGGGUAUGUUUUCAAAGGGAAACCGAUGAUAAUCCAGUUUGGUCGGAAUCCAGCAACUGGCAAAAGCAGCUGAUGCAACUAUCUUCAGAGCAAUGGAUGACAGGAUUCCACAAAAUUCAACCACAGGUAUCACCACACGUUAAAAGAAGAAGAAGGGAUUCCCCAAAAUUCAAGAGCUUUAUAUGCGCAUGAUUUUUAAGGUUUAGUGCAAUGCAUUUUUGGUAGCCACAGAAGCAAAGCCUGGCUCAUCAUUUUGAAUGUACAUAUGUUGAGUUUAAUGAUUUUCUUAAGCUUUUUCCUGGUUUUAAUGUGUAAUAUUUCUGGCUGAUGAAGCGUUCCCACUGUUAUUGAAUUGUGGAAUCUCUCUCUCUCUCUCA